UUGGGUGGUUACCAGGAAGUUUUGGCCUAAACCUUGAAUUCAACUAGUUUAAGGGUGGUGUCGGGGUUCAAUGCAGGACUCACAGGGAAUUUUUGAGUACGGAUUUUAAAACUUGAAUAGACCAGCUUAUUUCGAUCCUACUUGUUCCAGGGAUAGUCUUCUUCACAAUGAUGUUUUCUAUUUUUCGAUAUCUAUAUAGUAUUUUUAGUAUGUAAUAAACAAAUACACUUUAUUAUGAAUUGUAGUCUGUAACAGGGAUAACCUGUAUUUAAACUGUGUGUUUCAUCUUAAUAAACAGUAUAGUACCAUCUUUAUUCCUAACUUAUAGGGAGUGAACCUAGUAUAGUGAUAGCUAUCCAUAGACUCUAGAGAGUGAAAUCAGUAUAAGACAUAGACUGUGGUUAGAUAGGAAUUAGCUGUGUUUGAGUGUAGACUCUGAUAGUUUUAUAUCUUUGAUCUUGAAGAUUAGAGUUAGAGGCAAUUCCUGUUCUAGGAGUAAACUGAGUUUUGUUCACUACUGAAGUUUGUUAGAGUUGCCUAAGUUGAGAUAUUUUCUGGUUGGUUUUCCUUUGCAGCUCAUUUAUUGUCAAAGGGACUACUCCUGAGUUUAGAGGAGGGUCGAAUAUUUUAUGGUGGCAAGCGGUCGUGAUAGAGGGUAGUUGGAAGUAAAAAGAAAAUCCAAUACCAAACCCAAGGAGAGCUGAAAGGAACCAGAGAAGAUGGAAGAGGCAAAUGAGUUAAUUCAGAGGCAGAGGGAGGAGAUAGAACGACUUAAUCAGGAAUUAGUUGUGGCCCGUGGACAAGCAGCAACCCUGGCACCUGGACCAGCAGCAGCCCCGGCACCUGGACCAGAUGCAGUACCCCUCCCCGCUGAGGUAGAGGUAGAAGACUAUCGGACCCGAGAAGCUAUAUUACGAAGCGUUCCCAAGUUCCUGGAUAAUGGUACUCUCCUAUUUAGAGAUCACGAGGUAAUGGUGUAUAAGUUUUUGAUGUGUCGACACAACAUUGUCCGGACCGAUAAGUUUAAGAAGACCAUCUUGUUGGAGAGUCUAGCAGGCAAAGCUGUAAGUAGGAUCUGGGACAACCCACUCAUUCAGGAAUGUUAUCGGAGUGGUACGUUCGAUCAGUUUGCAGCCCUGAUCUGAGAGACCUUCUGUUCAGAUUCGGAAGCUAUGUUAGUGCAUUCAUGUUGGAUUACACGGACUGUGUGUAAAUCCAACCAAGAUUAGGAGAGUGGGUGUUAACAUAUUUCACGGCAAUAUGGAACAACCCAGCUCCGCCAAGAAGAUGUAUCUCGUCCAACCCAGGACAGUAACAAGGUUGCAAGGAUAUAAGUGCAAAAUCCGCGAGAGCAGAUUUCGCUACUACUGCGGGGCGUGGAGUCAUCUCAAGGUGGCCAAGGUCCCCACAAUACAACAUGAUGUGUUGGUAUCAUCGGAGUGGUGCAGAUUACUUAGUAACCACAGACAAUUCAAACCACCGGGUAGUAACCAGAUCUUUAAAAUCCUGAUUGAUCAGACCACCUUCGUUCAAGUAGCAGCUGUUGGAGAGCUCAAGGUAGCGGAUGACAAGGUCGGAUGCAAGGGGGAGACAAUGAAUACGGGCAACGGUUUAGUGGAAGAUUUGAUGUAGCUAGUGGAGUAUUCAAUCCUUGUGGAAUCGGAAGAGUUUGUGGCACAAGGACAGUUAGUAGAAAGUAAAAGUGACCACCUGGAACUUCCAUGCAAGUUAAAUGCAGGAGGUUGCGAGACGGGGGACGGGACAUUUAUCUACAACUACACCCCAACCUGCUCGUUUGAGAAGAUACAAGUAUUCACUGGAACACGAGUGAUGGGUUCUUACCUAGUAGAUGAGAAGAAAGCUAUUUUACUUAAUAUUACAAGAGUGACAAUGGCACCACAGGAAUGUGGCAGUGUGAAGUUGUUGUCUACCAAGUGCCCCAAACUCUCCGCAGCAGAAUUAGCAGAUGUAGUUAGUUGGGGAACACUGCACCCUUCAGACUUGCACGUCGCCAUCCAGGAACGAGUACGAAAGGAUUACCUAGCCUAUCAAUUGGAGAAACAGAUGCAGUCAGUCCAGGAGAUGUUGAAGGUUACAGUCUGCCAGCAACAAGUGGCCGGUUCUGAAGAGAUACCACAACAGUUACCCAACAGGCAGUACGCCUACAGGAGAGGAGAUGUGUUGUUUGUACUAUCUUGUGUACAGAAAAGAGGAGUGAUUGCAGAACUGUCAAACUGUUAUGACAAAAUUCCAAUGGACCCAAGUGGGCAAGUAUGGGUAGAUCCCACCACCCGACUACGUACUCAGCAUGCUACGCAAUUACCCUGUUCCAACAAGUUCCCGAUGACCAUACAGGUGUCCAAUAAUACUUGCGUAGCAAUUACACCUGCAUUUGUACCAGUGGCAACGCCUGAGCAGUUAACAUUGGAACAGGAUAACUCUAUGGACCAUUUGGACAAGUCUGUGAGCCGACCCUACACUUAUGCCGAACAGAGGGAGUGGGAACAGAUUCUGGAGUAUCCUUCUUACCAUAAGGCUUUGCUGAAGUCCCUAACUAUAGGGAGUUGCGUGGAAACCAACUCUUGUGCAGUAGGAGUCAAUGACUCCAUAACCAGGUACGACUUGACCGGAUUGACGAAGAGCUAUGAAGAGAUGAAUAUCCUCUCACGAGUGGACAGAGCAAUAAGGGAAUACGGGACUAUCUCGCUCCCCUAGUACUGGUGAUUAUGGCAUGAGUAAGAAUGAUUGUUCACAUAUCUUUUAUGGUUCCAAAGGCGGAAACAUCCGCCCCUCUUUUACCGACUCCAACUCCAAGCGUUCCAGCUCCGAGUGUAUCUUUCCAGGCACCAUCAGGACGCAGAUUUCUUUUACUGGGGAUUUUCUUUUUACCCAGGGGAAGUUUUAUAUUUUGGGGUUGGGUGUCAAAAUAAAAACUUGAGGGGGAUGUAAGGAAUUGGGUGGUUACGUACCAGGAAGUUUUAGCCUAAACCUUGAAUUCAACUAGUUUAAGGGUGGAGUUGGGUUCAAUGCAGGACUCACAGGGAAUUUUUGAGUACGGAUUUUAAAACUUGAAUAGACCAGCUUAUUUCGAUCCUACUUGUUCCAGGGAUAGUCUUCUUCACAAUGAUGUUUUCUAUUUUUCGAUAUCUAUAUAGUAUUUUUAGUAUGUAAUAAACAAAUACACUUUAUUAUGAAUUGUAGUCUGUAACAGGGAUAACCUGUAUUUAAACUGUGUGUUUCAUCUUAAUAAACAGUAUAGUACCAUCU
Molecule: messenger RNA, 3267 nt
Organism: Eurytemora carolleeae
Lineage: Eukaryota; Metazoa; Arthropoda; Copepoda; Calanoida; Temoridae
Exons: 2
Coding region: 1831-2715 (294 amino acids)
Source: RefSeq, a predicted model, not a curated record